AUGGGUGCCACGUUUGCUGAAAUGCUGAGGAAGAGCCCAGAAGCCAUGUCCACAGUCAACGAAGUUGCAGUGAAAGCAGUAACUUUACAGGAGACAGCAAGAUGUACGAAUCAGCUAAAGGAAAGGAAAAGAGCUGUAGCCGUGCGGCCCUGCACGACCAGCGGCCCUGCACGACCAGCGGCCCUGCACGACCAGCGGCCCUGCACGACCAGCGACCUGCACGACCAGCGGCCUGCACGACCAGCGGCCUGCACGACCAGCGGCCUGCACGACCAGCGGCCCUGCACAACCAGCGGCCUUCACGGCCAGCGGCCCUGCACGGCCAGCGGCCCUGCACGACCAGCGUCCUGCACGACCAGCGGCCCUGCACGACCAGCGGCCCUGCACGGCCAGCGGCCCUGCACAACUAGCGGCCCUGCACGGCCAGCGGCCCUGCACGGCCAGCGGCCCUGCACGGCCAGCGGCCCUGCACGGCCAGCGGCCCUGCACGACCAGCUGCCCUGCACGACCAGCGGCCCUGCACAACCAGCGGCCCUGCACGACCAGCGGCCCUGCACGACCAGCGGCCCUGCACGACAAGCGGCCCUGCACAACCAGCGGCCCUGCACAGCCAGCGGCCCUGCACAGCCAGCGGCCCUGCACGACCAGCGGCCCUGCACGGCCAGCGGCCCUGCACGACCAGCGGCCCUGCACGACCAGCGGCCCUGCACGACCAACGGCCCUGCACGGCCAGCGGCCCUGCACGACCAGCGGCCCUGCACGACCAGCGGCCCUGCACAACCAGCGGCCCUGCACGACCAGCGGCCCUGCACGACCAGCGGCCCUGCACGACCAGCGGCCCUGCACGACAAGCGGCCGUGCACGACCAGCGGCCCUGCACGACCAGCGGCCCUGCACGACCAGCGGCAAUGCACGACCAGCGGCCCUGCACGGCCAGCGGCCCUGCACGACCAGCGGCCCUGCACGACCAGCGGCCCUGCACGACAAGCGGCCCUGCACAACCAGCGGCCCUGCACGACCAGCGGCCCUGCACGACCAGCGGCCCUGCACGACCAGCGGCCCUGCACGGCCAGCGGCCCUGCACGACCAGCGGCCCUGCACGACCAGCGGCCCUGCACGGCCAGCGGCCUGCACGGCCAGCGGCCCUGCACGACCAGCGGCCCUGCACGACCAGCGGCCCUGCACAAUCAGCAGCCCUGCACGACCAGCAGCCUGCACGACCAGCGGCCUGCACGACCAGCGGCCUGCACGACUAGCGGCCCUGCACGACCAGCGGCCCUGCACAACCAGCGGCCUGCACGACAAGCGGCCUGCACGGCCAGCGGCCAGCACGGCCAGCGGCCCUGCACGACCAGCGGCCCUGCACGGCCAGCGGACCUGCACGACAAGCGGCCCUGCACGGCCAGCGGCCCUGCACGACCAGCGGACCUGCACGACCAGCGGCCCUGCACGGCCAGCGGCCCUGCACAACCAGCGGCCUGCACGAUCAGCGGCCUGCACGACAAGCGGCCUGCACGGCCAGCGGCGUGCACGGGCAGCGGCCCUGCACGGCUAGCGGCCCUGCACGGCCAGCGGCCCUGCACGGCCAGCGGCCCUGCACGGCCAGCGGCCCUGCACGGCCAGCGGCCCUGCACGGCCAGCGGCCUGCACGGCCAGCGGCCCUGCACGGCCAGCGGCCGUGCACAACCAGCGGCCUGCACGAUCAGCGGCCUGCACGACAAACGGCCAGCACGGCCAGCACGGCCAGCGGCCAGCACGGCCAGCGGCCAGCACGGCCAGCGGCCUGCACAACCAGCGGCACGCACGGCCAGCGGCCUGCACAACCAGCGGCCCUGCACGACCAGCGGCCCUGCACGACCAGCGGCCCUGCACAACCAGCGCCAUUGCACGACCAGCGGCCCUGCACAACCAGCGGCUCUGCACGACCAGCGGCCCUGCACGACCAGCGGCCCUGCACGACAAGCGGGCCCUGCACGACCAGCAGCCUGCACGGCCAGCGGCCUGCACGGCCAGCGGCCCUGCACGACCAGCGGCCUGCACGACCAGCGGCCUGCACGACCAGCGGCCUGCACGACCAGCGGCCUGCACGGCCAGCAGCCCUGCACGACCAACGGCCCUGCACGACCAGCGGCCUUGCACGGCCAGCGGACCUGCACGACAAGCGGUCCUGCACAACCAGCGGCCAGCACGACAAGCGGCCCUGCACGGCCAGCGGCCUGCACGACAAGCGGCCCUGCACGGCCAGCGGCCUGCACGGCCUAG
This is a messenger RNA of Procambarus clarkii (red swamp crayfish), 2262 nucleotides long. NCBI's taxonomy places the organism in Eukaryota, Metazoa, Arthropoda, Malacostraca, Decapoda, Cambaridae. The record is from RefSeq and is a predicted model, not a curated record.